This is a messenger RNA of Phodopus roborovskii (desert hamster), 575 nucleotides long. RefSeq names its product S100 calcium binding protein A4 (gene S100a4). NCBI's taxonomy places the organism in Eukaryota, Metazoa, Chordata, Mammalia, Rodentia, Cricetidae. Bases 133 to 438 code for a protein of 101 amino acids. The record is from RefSeq and is a predicted model, not a curated record. Gene Ontology annotation, cellular component: cytoplasm; nucleus; perinuclear region of cytoplasm. Gene Ontology annotation, molecular function: RAGE receptor binding; calcium ion binding; transition metal ion binding. Gene Ontology annotation, biological process: positive regulation of canonical NF-kappaB signal transduction. The transcript is spliced from 3 exons.
ACAGUGUCCAUGCUCCCCCCAUCCCCUGCAUGGGCAGGGCCCAGCAGCGUAUAAAUAGGGCAGACAUUUGGGCUUUCCUCAAACCUCUCUGUUCAGCACUUCCUCUCUCUGGGUCUGGUCUCAACUGUCACCAUGGAGUAUCCCCUGGAACGGGCCCUUGAUAUGAUGGUGUCCACCUUCCACAAAUACUCAGGCAAAGAGGGUGAUAAGUUCAAGCUCAACAAGUCUGAGAUGAAGGAGCUGCUGACCAAGGAGCUGCCUAGCUUCCUGGGGAAAAGGACAGAUGAAGCAGGAUUCCAGAAACUGAUGAGUAACCUGGACAGCAAUAGGGAUAAUGAAGUAGACUUCCAGGAGUACUGUGUCUUCCUGUCCUGCAUUGCCAUGAUGUGCAAUGAAUUCUUUGAAGGCUGCCCAGAUAAACAGCCCCGGAAGAAGUGAAGACUCCUCAGAUGAAGUGUGGGGGUGUGGCCUGCCAGGGGGUCUCUUCCCUGUUAGCUUUGAGCAUAGUGCCUUACUCUGGCUUCUUCAUACACAUGCACAAUGCCGAGAAAGUUCAAUAAAGAAUCUUGAAACUA